Messenger RNA from Rotaria sp. Silwood1, 1089 nucleotides. Lineage: Eukaryota; Metazoa; Rotifera; Eurotatoria; Philodinida; Philodinidae. The record is from the annotation of a GenBank genome assembly.
AUGCCCUCAAACAAACGAAUUGAUCCUAAUCAACCAAAACAUUGGCAUGAAUGUGCUGAAUACUUCGACAAUGAAUCUGACGAUGAAGAUAAUGACGUGAAUAAUGACUCCGAAGAUCCUGAAAUGCUUCAUGUACAUCAAGAGAGUUCCGACGAAUCAGAAAAUCCUGUCAUGGUUGAAAAAGAUUCGGGUGACGAAUCUGAUACAAAUUACGUCAAAAGUGAAAGCGCUAGUGACGAGGAAACACCUAGACGUCGAGCCAAGCGUGAACAACAGCUGAAGCAAUCAGAAAUCAAAAUAUUUACUGCACGAUCGGGACGACAAUGGACUACAGAAGAGCCUCCAAAACGAAAAAUAUUACAAGCUAAUGUCUGGAGGCAACAAAAUGGCAUUGGACGAGCAGCAACAGGCAUACAAACUAUCAGAGAAGCAUUUCAACUUCUUAUGACUCAAGAUAUGGUUCUUCUGAUAGUAAGAGAAACCAAUCGACGUGCUCAUUGGAUUACAGAGCAGUGGAAUAAUCAAAAUCCUGGUGUUCAUCGAGCUAAGAAUGAAACUCUCGACGAACUUUGGUCAAUGAUCGAUGGACGUCCAAUUUUUCGAGCAACCAUGGCAAAGAAUCGCUUCAAAAGCUUGCUUCGGUUUUGUCGUUUUGAUAAUAUAGCAACUCGUGAUGAACGACUAAAACAAGACAAAUUAGCUCCAGUAAGAGACUUAUGGGUGAUGUUCUUAGCUCAACUACGAGCAUGCUAUACUCCUGGUGGAUCCCUUACUGUGGAUGAGCAACUUAUUCCAACUCGUGGUCGUUGCAACUUUCGUCAAUACAUUCCAAGUAAACCUGGAAAGUAUGGUCUGAAGAUAUUUUGGUGCUGUGAUUCAGAUACAGUCUAUCCUUUGAAUGGUGAAGUUUAUCUCGGACGUCAGUCUCAAGCAACUGGUGUAGGUGAUGUUGAUCGAAUGGAUCAGAUGGUUCAAACAUAUUCUUGCAAACAAAAAACAAAACGUUGGCCGAUGACUUUCUUCUUCAAUAUGAUUGAUGUUGGUGCUGUUGCUGCAUUUAUAGUGUGGACAAUAAGAAAUCCACAAUGA